UCCAACUCCAAGCCGGCGUCAUGGCCUCUUCCACCUCCCAUGCCGUCCUCCUCCUGCUCCUCCUCCUCCUCGUCCUCUUCGCCUACCCCCUCGCCGCCAACGAGGAGAAUUCCGGCGUCAAGCAGUGCGGCUCCGAGUCCCGCAGCGGCUCUUGCCAGAACAAGCACGAGGCCUUGCGUUUAAAGCUCAUCGCCAUCGCCUGCAUCCUCGUCGGCAGCUUGGUCGGCGUCUGCCUCCCCCUCGUCUCCCGGUCGGUCUCCGUGUUCCGUCCUGACAGCAACCCCUUCGCGCUCGUCAAGGCCUUCGCGUCGGGGGUGAUCCUCGCCACCGGCUACAUGCACGUGUUGCCGGACUCUUUUGACGAUCUCUCUUCCGAGUGCCUGCCCGACCAGCCGUGGCACAAGUUCCCUUUUACCACCUUCGUCGCGAUGAUGUCGGCCGUGUUCACGUUGGCCGUGGAUUCCCUCAUGAUGUCCUCUCGUUGUAGGAGGAAGGCCUGCUGUGGGGCUGAGUUUGGAGAUCAGGAGAAAGGGAGCCGUGCGGUGGUGCCCGUGGCCCAUGGCCAUGGGAACGGCGCUGUCAUCCUGUCUGAGAAGGAUGGAGUACUGGAUUCGGCGUUGCAGAGGAACCGCGUCAUUGCUCAGGUACUGGAGCUAGGAAUUGUGGUGCACUCUGUGGUGAUAGGCCUCUCGAUGGGCGCCUCUGAGAACCCUUGCACCAUCAGGCCUCUAGUGGCUGCACUCUGUUUCCACCAAUUGUUUGAAGGCAUGGGCCUCGGCGGUUGCAUUCUCCUGGCGGAGUAUAAGUUGAAGAUGAAAGCCAUACUAGUCUUCUUCUUUGCCACAACGACACCAUUUGGAAUUGCUCUCGGGAUUGCACUCACAAACGUUUACCGUGAGAACAGCCCAACGGCUCUCAUUGUGGUUGGGCUACUGAAUGCCUGUUCAGCCGGGCUUUUGAACUACAUGGCAUUGGUAGAUCUCUUGUCGGCGGAUUUCAUGGGGCCUAAGCUGCAGAGCAACGUUAAGCUUCAGAUGUGGGCUUAUGGAGCAGUGCUUUUGGGAGCUGGUGGCAUGUCUGUCAUGGCAAUGUGGGCUUAAAGUAGCAGGACUGUUGUCUUGGUUUGGGUUUGUGAGAACGGCAGAACUCAUCGCAAACUUCUGCAGUGGAGCCAAAAGUGGAUUGUACGGGACUGUAUCCCUCAAGGUCCUGAGAUUUCAUCUGGAUGUGGUUUAUAAGUUGUUACUGUAAUGAUGAUGGCUCAUUUGUUCUAAAUUUUGUUUUUUGGGCUCUAUGUAUGUUUCCUAUCUGUCCUAGAAAUCUAUAAAUGAAAGGUUUCAGGAAAACGGUAGGAUGAUAUGUAUGGCAUCAUUCAAUUCAUUGCACCAUGUUAUAGACAAUUUUAAUUCCCUCUAUGUGUUUAUU
Molecule: messenger RNA, 1425 nt
Organism: Phoenix dactylifera (date palm)
Lineage: Eukaryota; Viridiplantae; Streptophyta; Magnoliopsida; Arecales; Arecaceae
Product: fe(2+) transport protein 2-like
Biological process (GO): zinc ion transmembrane transport
Cellular component (GO): plasma membrane
Molecular function (GO): zinc ion transmembrane transporter activity
Source: RefSeq, a predicted model, not a curated record